AUGAGGAUUUCUCGCAUUCGAAAGUCAGAAAAUGAUGAAUUAUACUUUAAUUCUUGUGCAGUGGUAACUUCAGAAGUUCUCAAGCUAUUCUGUUCACUAAUAAUCAUACUUUAUACUAAUAAUUUCAACAUAAAUGAGUUUUACAAUACUCUUAGAUUUGAUGUUUUUAACUCAUUAAAAAGUAUUAUCCUUGUUGGAGUUCCUGGUUUACUUUAUGUUGUGCAGAAUAACUUACUCUUUAUUGCUUUAUCAAAUUUGUCAGGGGCAGUGUACCAUGUUACUUAUCAAUUAAAAAUCUUAGCCACUGCUGUUAUAUCAGUUAUUAUUCUGAAUAAGCAACUUUCAAAAAUAAGAUGGUUGUCUUUACUCUUACUUACUAUAGGUGCAGUACUUGUACAAACAGGAAAAUCAUCGCAAUCUACUACUUCAAAUAGUCCAGGAUCUGAAUUUGAAAACACUGAUAACUUCUUAGGUAUUAGUUCUGUCUUAUUAGCAUGUUUUACAAGUGGACUUGCUGGAGUUUUUCUUGAAAAACUUCUUAAAGACAGUAAAACCAGUAUUUGGGGAAGAAACAUGCAGCUUGCCUUAUAUGGUACUAUUUUUGGAUUUAUUGGAUGCUUAACAGGAAAAGAAGGACUAGAAAUUUCCCAAAAGGGCUUUUUCUAUGGAUUCAAUUCUCUUGUAUGGCUUGUUAUUUGUCUACAAGCUAUUGGAGGAAUUAUUGUUGCUGCAGUACUUAAAUAUGCAGAUAAUAUCCUAAAAUGUUUUGGUAAUUCUCUUAGUAUCAUUAUGAGUUGUAUUCUUUCUUGGUAUCUUGGAGAUUAUAGCAUUACACUGAAUUUUUUUAUUGGUUCUGUUCUUGUGAUCUGGUCAAUCUUUAUUUAUGGACUUGAAAGAGCUUUUCCCUGCUCUGACUAUCUUCUAAAGCUUAGACUUGUUUUAAAAAGAAAUUCAAGAAAUAAAAUUAUUACCAAAUACAAAAACCUUAGAGAAUCUAGCUCAGAAGCUUCUUUUGAUUUCAGUGGUUAUAACUCUGAAGUUGGAAACAACUAUCCCAGCAAUAUAAAUACUCAGAACAAUAAUAAUAGUAAUAACAUGAGUAAUAACAAGUUUAAGAAUUUCAAUAAAUUCAUUCACCCACAAAAACAAAAUCGAGACAAUAACAGUGACAUUGAUGAUGUUAUCCCAAAAGGUCUUCAAAUGGCCAUCAUUUCCUCUGGUGUUUGA
This is a messenger RNA of Cryptosporidium ubiquitum, 1227 nucleotides long. RefSeq names its product nucleotide-sugar transporter. The coding region runs from base 1 to 1227 and encodes 408 amino acids. The transcript has a single exon. Gene Ontology annotation, cellular component: Golgi membrane. Gene Ontology annotation, biological process: pyrimidine nucleotide-sugar transmembrane transport. Gene Ontology annotation, molecular function: UDP-galactose transmembrane transporter activity. NCBI's taxonomy places the organism in Eukaryota, Apicomplexa, Conoidasida, Eucoccidiorida, Cryptosporidiidae. The record is from RefSeq and is a predicted model, not a curated record.